CGGCCGCUCUCUGAAGAACCUCCGAAUACGAGGGCGGAAUGACAGCGGCGAGGAGAACGUCCCGCUGGAUCUGACCCGAGUGAUCCAUCUGCUGUGACUUGCUGCCUCCUCCCCCUCCCAGGUCUCAGCUACUGAAAAUAGGGCUGUGAAAAGCACAGUGGGAUCUUGUUGCCGCAUUUGUAAAUAGUGUUUUACUGGUUCAUUGGCCAACUACAUAAAUUGGUUUUAUAUUAAGAACCUUCUGAUAACUUAAGAGAGAUACUCCAAAAUGUGGCCAAAUUGCAAGGUGUAUCAAAUAUGAGAAAACUAGGACAUCUGAAUAAUUUUACAAAGCUUCUGUGUGAUAUUGGCCACAGUGAAGAAAAACUGGGCUUUAACUAUGAAGAUAUCAUAAUAUGUUUGCGGUUAGCUUUAUUGAAUGAAGCAAAAGAAGUACGAGCAGCAGGGCUACGAGCACUUCGAUAUCUUAUACAAGACUCCAGUAUUCUGCAGAAGGUGCUCAAAUUGAAAGUGGACUAUUUAAUAGCAAGGUGCAUUGACAUUCAGCAGAGCAACGAGGUAGAGAGGACACAAGCACUUCGAUUAGUCAGAAAGAUGAUUACUGUGAAUGCUUCCUUGUUUCCUAGUUCUGUGGCCAACUCAUUAAUUGCAGUUGGAAAUGAUGGACUUCAAGAAAGAGACAGAAUGGUCCGAGCAUGCAUUGCCAUUAUCUGUGAACUAGCACUUCAGAAUCCAGAGGUGGUUGCCCUAAGAGGUGGACUAAAUACCAUCUUGAAAAAUGUGAUUGAUUGCCAAUUAAGUCGAAUAAAUGAGGCCCUCAUUACUACAAUUCUGCACCUCCUUAAUCAUCCAAAGACCCGGCAGUAUGUGCGAGCUGAUGUAGAAUUAGAGCGAAUUUUAGCACCCUACACUGAUUUUCACUACAGACAUAGUCCAGAUACAGCUGAAGGGCAGCUCAAAGAAGACAGAGAAGCACGGUUUCUAGCCAGCAAAAUGGGAAUCAUAGCAACAUUCCGGUCAUGGGCAGGUAUUAUUAAUUUGUGUAAACCUGGAAACUCUGGCAUCCAAUCGCUAAUUGGAGUACUUUGUAUACCAAAUAUGGAAAUCAGGCGAGGUCUGCUUGAAGUGCUUUAUGAUAUAUUUCGUCUUCCUCUACCUGUUGUGACAGAGGAGUUCAUAGAAGCGUUGCUCAGUGUAGAUCCAGGAAGGUUCCAAGACAGUUGGAGGCUUUCAGAUGGCUUUGUAGCAGCUGAGGCAAAAACUAUUCUUCCUCAUCGUGCCAGAUCCAGGCCAGACCUCAUGGAUAAUUAUUUGGCACUGAUACUUUCUGCAUUUAUUCGUAAUGGACUUUUGGAAGGUUUGGUUGAAGUGAUAACAAACAGUGAUGACCAUAUUUCAGUUAGAGCUACCAUCCUUUUAGGAGAGCUUUUACAUAUGGCAAACACAAUUCUUCCUCAUUCUCAUAGCCAUCAUUUGCACUGUUUGCCAACCCUAAUGAAUAUGGCUGCAUCCUUUGAUAUCCCGAAGGAAAAGAGACUUCGAGCCAGUGCAGCACUGAACUGUUUAAAACGCUUCCAUGAAAUGAAGAAACGAGGACCUAAGCCUUACAGCCUUCAUUUAGAUCACAUUAUUCAGAAAGCAAUUGCCACGCACCAGAAACGGGAUCAGUACCUUCGAGUUCAGAAAGAUAUAUUUGUUCUUAAGGAUACAGAGGAAGCACUUUUAAUGAACCUUAGGGAUAGCCAAGUCCUUCAACAUAAAGAAAACCUUGAGUGGAAUUGGAAUCUUAUAGGGACCAUUCUUAAGUGGCCAAAUGUAAAUCUAAGAAACUAUAAAGAUGAACAGUUGCACAGGUUUGUCCGAAGACUUCUUUAUUUUUAUAAGCCCAGCAGUAAAUUAUAUACCAAUCUGGAUCUGGAUUUUGCCAAGUCUAAGCAGCUCACAGUUGUUGGUUGCCAAUUUACAGAAUUUCUUCUUGAGUCUGAAGAGGAUGGGCAAGGAUACUUAGAAGAUCUAGUAAAGGAUAUUGUUCAGUGGCUCAAUGCCUCCUCUGGAAUGAAACCUGAAAGAAGUCUUCAAAAUAAUGGUUUAUUGACUACUCUUAGUCAACACUACUUUUUAUUUAUUGGAACACUUUCUUGCCACCCUCAUGGAGUCAAAAUGCUGGAAAAAUGCAGUGUCUUUCAGUGUCUCCUUAAUCUUUGCUCAUUGAAAAACCAAGAUCACUUGCUAAAACUGACUGUUUCUAGCUUGGACUAUAGCAGAGAUGGACUAGCUAGAGUCAUUCUUUCAAAAAUCCUAACAGCAGCUACUGAUGCCUGCAGGCUGUAUGCGACAAAACAUUUAAGGGUAUUGUUGAGAGCAAAUGUUGAAUUCUUCAAUAAUUGGGGAAUUGAGUUACUAGUGACUCAGCUACAUGAUAAAAACAAAACAAUUUCUUCGGAAGCUCUGGAUAUUCUUGAUGAAGCUUGUGAAGAUAAGGCCAAUCUUCAUGCUCUUAUUCAGAUGAAGCCAGCUUUAUCGCAUCUUGGAGACAAGGGUUUGCUUCUCCUCCUGAGAUUUCUCUCCAUUCCAAAAGGGUUUUCCUACCUGAAUGAAAGAGGUUAUGUGGCAAAACAACUGGAAAAGUGGCACAAGGAAUAUAAUUCAAAAUAUGUUGACUUGAUUGAGGAACAACUUAAUGAAGCACUUACUACUUAUCGGAAACCUGUUGAUGGUGAUAACUAUGUUCGCCGGAGUAACCAAAGACUACAGCGUCCUCAUGUCUACUUACCUGUACACCUUUAUGGACAACUGGUACACCACAAAACCGGCUGCCAUUUACUAGAAGUACAGAAUAUUAUAACAGAACUUUGUCACAACGUUCGUACACCAGAUUUGGAUAGAUGGGAAGAAAUUAAAAAACUGAAAGCAUCUCUUUGGGCCUUGGGAAAUAUUGGCUCCUCAAAUUGGGGUCUUAACUUGCUGCAGGAAGAAAAUGUGAUUCCGGAUAUCCUAAAACUUGCAAAACAGUGUGAAGUUCUUUCCGUCAGAGGGACCUGUGUAUAUGUAUUGGGGCUCAUAGCCAAAACCAAACAAGGCUGUGAUAUUCUAAAAUGUCACAACUGGGAUACUGUGAGGCAUAGUCGCAAACAUCCGUGGCCAGUAGUUCCAGAUGAUGUAGAACAACUCUGUAAUGAGCUCUCAUCUAUCCCAAGCACCCUAAGUUUGAACUCAGAGUCAACCAGCUCUAGACAUAAUAGUGAAAGUGAAUCAGCACCAUCAAGUAUGUUCAUAAUGGAGGAUGACCGGUUUGGCAGCAGCUCAACUAGUACAUUUUUCCUUGAUAUCAAUGAAGAUGCAGAGCCUUCAUUUUUUGAUCGACCUGGACCUAUAAAGGAUAAAAAUUCAUUUCCUUUCUUUGCUUCUAGUAAACUUGUGAAGAAUCGCAUCUUAAAUUCACUUACUUUGCCUAAUAAAAAACAUCGUAGCAGCAGUGAUCCAAAAGGAGGAAAACUGUCAUCUGAAAAUAAGACAAGCAACAGGCGAAUUAGAACACUUACGGAGCCCAGUGUGGACUUUAAUCAUAGUGAUGAUUUCGCACCUAUAUCCACAGUACAGAAAACAUUACAAUUAGAAACUUCAUUUGUUGGGAAUAAGCACAUUGAAGACACCGGUAGUACCCCAAGUAUUGGAGAGAAUGACUUAAAAUUCACCAAAAAUUUUGGUAUAGAGAAUCACAGAGAAAACACAAGCCGAGAAAGGUUAGUUGUAGAAAGUUCCACAAGUUCACAUAUAAAGAUACGUAGCCAAAGUUUUAAUACAGACACUACAACAAGUGGCAUAAGUUCAAUGAGCUCAAGUCCUUCACGAGAGACAGUAGGUGUAGAUGCUACAACUAUGGACACAGACUGUGGAAGUAUGAGUACUGUGGUAAGUACUAAAACUGUUAAGACAAGCCACUAUUUGACACCACAGUCUAACCAUCUGUCUCUCUCCAAAUCAAAUUCAGUGUCCCUGGUACCUCCUGGUUCUUCUCACACACUUCCUAGAAGAGCACAGUCUCUUAAAGCACCCUCUAUUGCUACAAUUAAAAGUCUAGCAGAUUGUAACUUUAGUUACACAAGUUCUAGAGAUGCCUUUGGCUAUGCUACAUUGAAAAGAUUGCAGCAGCAAAGAAUGCAUCCAUCCUUAUCUCACUCUGAAGCUCUGGCAUCACCAGCAAAAGAUGUGCUGUUUACUGAUACCAUCACCAUGAAGGCCAAUAGUUUUGAGUCCAGAUUAACACCAAGCAGGAUCGAUUUUAAAAAGAAGUAUGUCGGGGGGAUCAGGAGCUUAAGACCUACAAUAACAAACAACCUUUUCAGGUUCAUGAAAGCUUUAAGUUACGCAUCAUUAGAUAAAGAAGAUUUGUUGAGCCCCAUUAAUCAAAAUACCCUGCACAGAUCCUCCUCAGUUAGGUCAAUGGUGUCCAGUGCUACAUAUGGUGGCUCAGAUGACUACAUUGGCCUUGCUCUUCCUGUAGACAUCAAUGAUAUAUUCCAGGUAAAGGAUAUUCCUUAUUUUCAGACAAAAGACAUAGCUCCACAAGAUGAUCGAAGUACAAGAGUAUUUGCCCAUGAUACAGGAGGUCUUCCAUCUGGAACUGGAGGUCUUGUUAAAAACUCUUUUCACUUGCUACGACAGCAGAUGAGUCUUACUGAAAUAAUGAAUUCAAUCCAUUCAGAUGCUUCUUUAUUUUUAGAAAGUACAGAAGACACUGGAUUACAGGAGCAUACCGAUGAUAACUGCCUUUAUUGUGUUUGUAUUGAAAUUCUGGGUUUCCAGCCUAGUAACCAACUAAGUGCAAUAUGUAGUCAUUCAGACCUUCAAGAUAUAACAUAUUCUGAUUGGUGUGAACAGACUAUCCACAAUCCCUUAGAAGUGGUUCCUUCUAAGUUUUCUGGGAUUUCUGGAUGCAGUGAUGGUGUAUCUCAAGAAGGCUCAGCUAGCAGCACCAAGAGCACAGAACUGUUAUUAGGUGUUAAAACAAUUCCAGAUGAUACACCAAUGUGCCGUAUACUCCUUCGCAAAGAAGUUCUAAGAUUAGUCAUUAAUUUGAGUAGUUCAGUUUCAACAAAAUGUCAUGAAACUGGACUUUUAACAAUCAAGGAGAAGUAUCCUCAAACAUUUGAUGAUAUAUGCCUUUACUCUGAGGUUUCUCAUUUGUUGUCACACUGCACAUUUAGACUUCCAUGUCGGAGGUUCAUACAAGAAUUAUUUCAAGAUGUACAGUUUUUACAAAUGCAUGAAGAAGCAGAGGCUGUGUUGGCAGUACCACCAAAGCAACCUAUAGUUGAUACAUCUGCUGAAUCCUGACCUCAUAUUUAUGAUGUAUAUAGAUAAAUACUAUAUAUAUUCAUAUUUGUGGAUUUUCUGAAAGCUUCAGAAAAUACUGACUGACUGGGCAGCAAAGACAGAAGUAUCUUCUGCACACUGUUCCGGCAAUUAUUGGUACAUGAACAGUUGGAACUGCUGACUUCCCUAACCAAAACAACUUCCUUCUCUUACCAUUGAGCCCUUUGGAGGGUUCCUAUUUCAUCACAAUUUUAAGAGUCUCAGUUACCAUCGAAUACAAGAGCCAAGCACUGAAUACCUUCAUAGGUUUUCUGUUUUUUCAUUUUAAAAGCAUAAUAACAGUGGAACAAUAAUAGGAUAUGCAGAAGUACCCUUCACAGUUAUUUUUGAUUUUCUUUUUUAAGGGUCAGUAAAUAUCUUGUUUGUUAACUAAUUCGGGGAAACCAAGAAUUAGUGUCCUUAAGGCUGCAUCCUGUUACUACAGUAGGGUGUACUGUGACCGUUGGUAUUAGAGAGGGAACUUUGACCCUUCCACGUUUUCUUAAUGUUUGUAACACUACUUCAGAGGUGGGUAACCUCAAAGCAAAAGAAGAGCCUCAACAACCUGGGACUUAUAAAUUAUUUUUAUGUUUUUAGACUGCAUAAAGAUUCUUACUUGUUUUCCAUCUUUUCCGUUCUGUUGCAGUGUGUUCUUAGGCUGUUUGAAUUAAGGUUUUUCACUACGGUUCCUAAUUGAACUGAAAUCAUUUUAUAGUUCAAUUAAAAAUGUUUGCCAUUUGUACCGUUUCCCAUUUAUAGAAGUUCCAUUGGACGUCCAUAUUCACCAGCUUCCCUUAUCAUUUUAAACAGGAACAUGAACAAGCACUAUUAUGUCACACCCAAAACAAAGGAAAGCAUUAAUAUUUUGGAUCUCCUGAGGAAAAAGAUGUUUGUCUGAAAUUUACACAUUCCAUGGGAAAAGAAGAGCCAUAUUUCCUUUAAAAGAAAAUCAUUGAUGAAACUUGUUAUUAAGAUUAGAAAUAGUAGUGAAAAGCCUUAAGUACUAAAUUUUAAAGCAGUGAUUUAAUUUUUAUAUCAUUGUUCUUGUUUUACACAAACUAAAUGAAUGCAGUGAUAGGUCAGUUUAAGAGUACAAUAAUUGCCUUUAUCAUAUUUGUGAAGUUAAGUUGAUGAGGGCAAGAUUUUGUUUGUAUAUAAAGAUAUUUGGAAAUCUUGACAGGAAUCAAACAUAUAUGCAAAUUUGUAUAUAAGAAUAGCAUGGCCAUCAUCAUUAGAAUGCCUGUAAAUCAUAGGGUUAUCUUUUUUUGAAAUCUACAUGUAAAUGGAAAUAGAAAAAAUUCCAGCUGGACUGAUUAGGACUGUUUUUAAAUUCAUUUGUGUAGACCAUUUUUACAAUUAUACAUCAGCUUUGACACAGUCAUAGACCAUUGGUUAAUGUUAUAUUUUUCCAUGCUGCAGAUCCUAUUUUGUAAUGAAUGAGCUUGUACUUUGAAAUCUCUGUAAAGAGCCCUGUGAUCUAGAAAACAUAACUCACAGAGAUAAUUUUUUUUUUUAAACUGGCACUGAAAGUUUAGGAUGAAAGUUUGGGAUGAAACAUUUCAUCUCAUUUCCUACCACCUCUUUGACUGCACUUCAGUGAAUUGUUCUUAUGUGCACUGUGUAGCAACUUACAUUGCAACAAAGCAGAUAAGGGCUGUAAGCUGCUGCUUAUGUUACAAAGGGGUCUUCAGAUUUUUUUCUCAUGAGAUUCAAUGAAGGUAAAACAAAUAAUUUUUUUAACUUUACCACUGAACCCAAGUGUUUAUUUAAAUGUUAACAAUGCUUCUAAGAAUGUUGCCUGUCACCUUGGUCUUUGGUCUUGGACAAUUAAACUGCCUUUCCAGAGAACCAAAUGUCAGAAAUAUUAGACCAAAUAGUGGUUAAAAACUUCAAAGGAAGUAAUGUAGUAAUCUUACUCAGAAUAGGAUUAACAUAUUUUAGACAUUCAUCUUAAACACUACCUCAGUUAAUAUACAGUAUAAAAUCUGUGGUUUAAUCCUUCAAAAGUUAACAGAAAUUAUCUUUUUGUCACAUACAUGUACACAAUGAUCUUCAUCCCUAUACUCCACCUAAGUUAUCCAUCCUGAAAUUAAGGCUAUAGUAAUAGCCUGAACAGUUCUUUUUCCUCACUGUUACUUUUGAAAGACAUGUAUGUGUGUGUCAUGAUACCCACUUAAGAGCACUUACUUUGUGAAGACACUCAGAGCUUUGUGAUUUUCAGUAUGCUAAGAAAAAGAAUGUCUAUAGUCAAAUUUAUAGUGCUAUUUGGUUUAUUCAAGGUUUCACUGACAGGUCUAAUAUGUUAUCUUUGCGUACUCAUUUGUAUAAAAGUAGACUUUUAUGAAAAAUACAUGCAGUGCCAAGUGACUAACUUAGAUCCUUUAAAAUAUUAAAUUAUACAGAAAAGGUUAGGAAUGGUGUCAGUGGUAAUAGAAAUAAUUGAGAAAAAUAACAAUAGAUACUACUAAAACGAUAGAAUACCAAAAUAAUGUCCUCAUUAUAGUUUUUCAAGAUUUUAGAAUUAAUCUUAGUCCAUAUAAAUUUGUACUAUUGAUAAUUAUUGAAUAAUUUGGAGAAAUUUGAUCUAUUAUGCUGGUUGUAAAUUGAAUUUCUAAUUGUAAAUUGUCAUUUCUAAUUGAAUUUUUUAAGAAUGGUUGUCAACUUCACAUACUAAGUAAAUACUGAUAAGGAAAUUAGAAAUCUAGUAUUCAUAAUUAAAUAUGCUCUAAAGUUUCUUAUACUUUUAUUUCCUGUUUGUGCUUAGGUUAUUGGAGGGGGAUACUCUCCCUAGGUAAAUUUUUCCUAAUAAAUUUUAGUAACAUAAGGACAUUUUGUAAGAUAGUGACAUUAAAAGAGGCUUGUUGGAAGUAUAUACAUUAUUAUAAAGUGUACAAGUCCUUUAGAAAUGGUAGCUUUAUUGGUUUUCAGCUCUUUUGUCUAGAGCUUGAGAUAAUUAAGGAUGAAUUUUUCAGGAUGUGCUACAAUGGCAAAGUGUUCAACAGUGAGAUGUCAGUGCUUAUUUAGAUUUGUCUACUGCUACUUAUAUAAAAUUUUAUUUCAUUCCAUUCAGAGGAUGCCUUUUAUCCCCUUAUUAAAGCACACAGCUCAUUAAGCAAUAAAAACCAAAUUUUUUGUCAUUCAAAUUAUAACUUCAAUUAUUUUUUCAUGGUAAGAGUGAGGUGCUAAUUUUGUGUGAGAAGAACUUUUAAACUACUUUGGGAAAUGUUCUUUGGAAAUAAGGACCCUCCCCCCUUUUAGUCCUAUGCUUCCAGUUUUGUCUCAAAUUCACAGUCCAUUAAAACACAGAAAACAAAAAAAAAGGUAGAAUUAGUUGAGAGAUUUAGAAAGGGACUAUUUGGAAUGAAUGAACAUUUCAGAUUUUCCAAAAUGUAAAUUGGGAAAGGUCUUUCUUAUCUCUGCAUUUACGAAAUACAUACAUUGUUACCAUCUUUAAUUUCAUGAGUGUUACUGUAGUGAGAGUUUGGUUAAGAGCAUACCAGUGAGAUUAAUAGCAGUGUUUAUCAGGAAACAUUAAUCUGUAAGAAUCUUUCUAGAACAUUCCUCCCUCCCCCCACACGCUCCCCUUGCCUUUUGAGUUCCAGGCUCCCAAGGUAGUUCUCAUAGAAGGUUUGUAGAUAAGACUCAACAGAAAGUGUAAUUUUCCCCUUUGGAGUAUUUUUGUAAUGUAGGUGGUAAAUAUGCCAUAGCAUGCAAAAAUUGCACAUUUUGUUUGACAUUCUUUAUAAAAUACUUAAUUUGAAAAAUAUCAUUUAUGCCAAAAAUAAGCAUAUCUUAUACUUUUGUCACUUAACUAGGCUGAUUUAGCACAAAAUGGCAAAGUCUUAGGGUGGAGAAGGAAGUGAAAAACAUUUUAUAGAUGCUGGUUGAAAAAUGUUCCAUUACUGGCCUAUCAGAAACCCUAAAGAUGCAUUAUAAAACAAAUGAUGUAAAUUAGUUUUGAAGAGUGGUAAGAGGUUGUGAAAAAAAUCUCAGACUUAAUGCUCUUUAACCACAUGAUUUUCUUUUUUUAAUUUAGUAAUACGCUGCUACAUAUUUGGAAGUUCUGGUGUUUGUAGGUCACUGAACAUAUUGAAAUCGGAUAUAUAUUGUAUAACUGUAACAUAGAAAGAAAAAGUAUUUAUAUAUUUUCCGUAAGAAUAUUUCAUUGAGUUGUGUAUAAUUUAAGAUUUGUCCCAAAAUGGUUUUUGUUCACCUUGAUUUUUUUUUUUUUUGGUGGUUUUCUUGUUUUUGUAUAAUGUGUACAGUUUAUGUCAAGGGCAUUAAAAGCCUCCUGAAGCAUAAUCUUAUCAAAGGGAUACAUUGUUAAUAAAAUGUAUUUAAAAUUUUUUAAAUUGUGAUGAUGGUCUUUUAUUUAAAUAUUUAAAACAAUCCAAGGUCUUUGGACCUUGAUUUAAAUCAUGUAUUGUUAAUACUGAUACAUGUGAUUCCCAGCAAAAGUGUCUUACAGGUACCACAUACAGGGUAGUUCAGUAACAGUGACUUCCAAAUAUUUUUAACUUCAUACUCUCUUAAAUA
Molecule: messenger RNA, 9891 nt
Organism: Fukomys damarensis (Damara mole-rat)
Lineage: Eukaryota; Metazoa; Chordata; Mammalia; Rodentia; Bathyergidae
Gene: Rictor
Product: RPTOR independent companion of MTOR complex 2
Exons: 41
Coding region: 298-5337 (1679 amino acids)
Biological process (GO): positive regulation of phosphatidylinositol 3-kinase/protein kinase B signal transduction; TORC2 signaling
Cellular component (GO): TORC2 complex
Molecular function (GO): protein serine/threonine kinase activator activity
Source: RefSeq, a predicted model, not a curated record